Molecule: messenger RNA, 1745 nt
Organism: Oryza brachyantha (malo sina)
Lineage: Eukaryota; Viridiplantae; Streptophyta; Magnoliopsida; Poales; Poaceae
Product: dolichyl-diphosphooligosaccharide--protein glycosyltransferase subunit 1B
Exons: 8
Coding region: 70-1488 (472 amino acids)
Cellular component (GO): oligosaccharyltransferase complex; membrane
Source: RefSeq, a predicted model, not a curated record
CUUCCUUUCUCUCCCCUCAGCCUACGGUAGUCAAGUCAGCCGAGGCGGUCGCCGGAGGCAACGACCGCGAUGGCGCCGUCCCUCGUAGUCUUGUCCACCGCCGUAUCCUACAUCCUACUAGCCGCAGCCAUCUCCAUAUCAUCUUCUCCGCCGGUGCCGGAGGACGGCAUCCGGGUCAUCUCCGCCGAGAAAAGGAUCGACCUAACCAGCCCCGUCGUCAAAGUUUUCCUCACACUUAAGGUCGAGAAUGAUGCCACUGCCCCUGAAGCAUCUCAAGUUCUCCUCGCAUUCACACCCACAGAGGUUGAACAUCUCGCAAUUGUCAAGGCGACCAGAGCAGAGGGAAAGCGCAAGAAGAAGAUAUAUGUGCCCCUCUCCAUCAAAGCCUCUGAUAUCGCUGCCCUUCCAAAUGGCGCUCGCCUGUACUCUGUUUUGCUGAGCAGUCCACUAAAACCUUCUGAGGUGACGACACUGGAAGUAUUUUAUGCGCUGACACACUCUUUAGAGCCCUUCCCAGCAGAGAUCACCCAGUCAGAUCCCCAGCUGGUUUACUACCGUGACAGUGCUGUGCUUCUAUCUCCGUAUCAUGUUAUGGAACAGGCUACCUACAUUAAAAUGCCGAGUAAUAGUGUGGAGUCCUUCACGAGGGUGGAUCCCACCAGUCGGGCUGGUAAUGAAGUGAAAUACGGCACAUACAGCAACCAGAUUCCAAACUCCUACUUGCCCAUACUUGUGCAUUAUGAGAAUAAUCAUCCAUUUGCUGUUGUUGAGGAACUUGUGCGCAACGUGGAAAUUUCUCAUUGGGGGAGUGUCCAAAUCACUGAGCAGUAUAAGCUGAAACAUGGUGGUGCUCGGCACAAAGGAGUCUUUUCAAGGCUUGAGUAUCAAUCUAGGCCUUCUAUAAGUGGAGUGUCAUCAUUUAAGAAUCUUCUUGUAAGGUUGCCUCCUCGAGUUCAUUCAGUAUAUUAUCGCGACGAGAUCGGCAACAUCUCUUCAUCCCAUUUGCGUAGUGAUUCACACAAGUCAGAACUUGAAAUUGAGCCCAGAUAUCCAUUAUUUGGUGGUUGGCACUGCACAUUCACCAUUGGCUAUGGUUUGCCAUUGCAAGAUUUUCUCUUUGAAUCAGAUGAUGGUCGGCGCUACUUGAACCUUACUUUUGGGUGCCCUCUGUUGGAUACAGUGGUCAAUGAUCUUACUAUCAAAGUUGUGCUUCCUGAGGGAUCCAAAAAUCCACAAGCUCUAGUUCCUUUCCUGUUGGAACAGUAUUUUGAGACUAGUUAUUCAUACCUUGAUGUUGUUGGAAGGACGACAGUGGUACUAAAGAAGAAAAACGUAGUUGGAGAGCACAAUGUACCUUUCCAGGUGUAUUACGAAUUCAACCCGAUCUUCAUGCUCGCAGAACCAUUGAUGCUGAUAUCGGCAGUGUUCCUGUUCUUUGUAGCCUGCAUUGCUUAUCUUCACAUGGAUCUUUCCAUUGGGAAAUCAUAGGCCUCUUGACGAGCAGGUCAUCAAGAGAUAUUUAGAGGCGCUCACCACACUUGGCCUUCUAGUUAUCACUGUUGAAUCAAGGCUGUUUUGUACCGAGAUGUUGGUUGUACGGCUCCUGUGGGGUACAGAAGAUGGUCUUUUUGUAGAACAUAAAAUGGUUGUGGUAGGAAUGUGAUAGUGCGGAUGUGAUGGCAUUUCGUAAUUAUCCAUACUGAUUGAUCAGCUCAGUUAUACUAUUUAACGACUGGUUUGUUUCC